Molecule: messenger RNA, 380 nt
Organism: Zootermopsis nevadensis
Lineage: Eukaryota; Metazoa; Arthropoda; Insecta; Blattodea; Termopsidae
Source: RefSeq, a predicted model, not a curated record
AUGACUGCACGAUCUGCGAGACCGCCAUGGACAGGUUUCUCACCACCUACUCCUGCACCAUGUCCUCCGACUGUUCCGCCUCCAAGGCCUCCUGAUCCAUGUCCUCCUCCUACUCCGCCUCCAAGGCCUCCUGAUCCACGUCCUCCACCUACUUCGCCUCCGAGCCCUUUUGAUCCAUGUCCUCCGCCUGCUCCGCCUCCAAGGCCUUCUGAUCCAUGUCCUCCACCUACUCCGCCUCCAAGUCCUCCUGAUCCAUGUCCUCCACCUACUCCUCCUCCAAGACCUUCUGCUCCACCACCAUGAUUUCCUCUACUUCCACCGCCAUAACCGCCAUCGGCGAGGACAAAGCACACUGUUGCCAGCAGCAAAACGAAACUGAU